Jaculus jaculus (lesser Egyptian jerboa) is the source of this 2876-nucleotide messenger RNA. RefSeq names its product family with sequence similarity 43 member A (gene Fam43a). The record is from RefSeq and is a predicted model, not a curated record. The transcript has a single exon. Bases 710 to 2002 code for a protein of 430 amino acids. NCBI's taxonomy places the organism in Eukaryota, Metazoa, Chordata, Mammalia, Rodentia, Dipodidae.
GCGCGAGUCCCUGACCCGAGCGAAGAUGCGGUGAGCGAGCGGCCGCGGGACUGCUGCGCGGGGGCCCGCCGCGGCCAGCCGGACGGACCCUCCUCCAUCCAUCCGAGCGCACUUCGGGCAAGCUGCGGAUUCCGGGACCGGCCCGGCCGAGACACUCGCUCCCGGUCCCCUGGGCACCUUGCCGUAGUUUCAGCCGCUUUUGGCCCCUGGCCAGGGAGUGGUGUCCGUAUCACGUUCUCCGAAGAGUUCCUGCAUAUUCUCGGACCAUCCUAGGUGCUUUUUUUGGGGGAUGGGGGGGUUCUUUAUUUAUUUGCACGCGCUCAUCUGACUUCUUUCUACGGUAUUUUCCGCGGCACUCUCCUUUUUUCCCCUCUCAUUUUGCUGCUUGUCUGAGACUUUUGUCCUGGACCUUUUCCAGGCUUGGGUAAGUGUGUGUGUCCGCACUUCCCCCCUUUGCACGCUCAAAUCCGAAUUUUUUUUCUUUUUCCAAGAUUCUACCCCACCCCACUCCCGAGGGGUCCCAAGCACUCUACGCUCGCUCUCUUGUACUCCCCGCCCCCCAUUGCCACUGGGUUACUCCCAGCAAAGAGUUUUCUUUUUUCAGUCUUGCCCGGGCCAAGCCAAGCCCAGCCGGGGCCGGUGGCUUAGCGGGGGCUCUCACCCCGCGCUCGGCCGCCGCCGCCCAGCUGCGCCCGGGCGCCCUCCGGAGAUGCUGCCGUGGAAGAAGCACAAGUUCGAGCUGCUGGCCGAGGCGCCGCCGCGGCAGGCGUCCAAACCCAAAGGCUACGCCGUGAGCCUGCACUACUCGGCGCUCAGCUCGCUAGCGCGGGCUUGCCCCGAAGGCGCCCUCAGCCGGGUGGGCAGCAUGUUCCGUUCCAAGCGCAAGAAGCUGCACAUCACCAGCGAGGACCCUACUUACACCGUGCUCUACCUGGGCAACGCCACCACCAUCCAGGCGCGCGGCGAUGGCUGCACCGACCUAGCCGUGGGCAAGAUCUGGAGCAAGAGCGAGGCGGGCCGUCAGGGCACCAAGAUGAAACUGACCGUGAGUGCGCAAGGUAUCCGCAUGGUGCACGCGGAGGAACGCGCCCUGCGUCGCCCGGGCCACCUCUACCUGCUACACCGCGUCACCUACUGCGUGGCGGACUCGCGGCUGCCCAAGGUCUUCGCCUGGGUGUACCGGCACGAGCUAAAACACAAGGCGGUGAUGCUCCGCUGCCACGCGGUGCUCGUGUCCAAACCCGAGAAGGCGCAAGCCAUGGCCCUGCUGCUCUACCAGACGUCGGCCAACGCUCUGGCGGAAUUUAAACGCCUCAAGCGGAGGGACGAUGCGCGUCACCAGCAGCAGGAGCUGGUGGGGGCACACACCAUCCCGCUCGUGCCGCUUCGCAAGCUGCUCCUGCACGGACCCUGCUGCUACAAGCCGCCGGUGGAGCGCAGCCGCAGCGCGCCCAAGCUGGGCUCUAUCACCGAGGACCUGCUCGGGGAACAGCAGGAGCAGGAGCUGCAAGAGGAAGAGGAGCACCUCGACGAUUGCCUGGAGGAGGAGGAGGAGGUGGAGGAGGAAGAGGACCGUGUGGGGGAUGGGGACCCGGCAGAAGAGGAAGUCGAGGUGCAGAGGGCGCUGGUGGCGGCUAUGCACCUCGAAUGUGGGGACUUGCUGGACACGCUGGAGAAUGGCCACGAGGAGGCGCUGGGAGACGGCGGGGUCUCGCUGGGCCCCGGGUCCGGGACGCAGCCUCCAUUACCCGGCACUGCUUCGGAUAUGAAGGCCCAGCUGGCCCAGUUAAUUAGCGACCUGGGCGACCUCAGCUUUGGCAACGACGUGCGUACUCUGCAGGCCGAUCUGCGGGUGACACGCCUGCUGUCGGGGGACAGCACGGGCAGUGAGAGCUCCAUCGAGGGUGGAGGCCCCGACGCCGUGUCCUCGGCCAGCGGGGACCGGCCGGUCCUUGCUGACAACUCCAGCCCAGAAGAGCCCCGCUCGGGGUGUGCGCCCUGAAGACUGUUCUUCGCGUCCCGGCACCCUUAGUAGCUCCCUAUCCGUGGUUCUGACCACAUUCCUAUCCUGUCGGGGCACUUGGGGCCUAGGUCUGACCUUGGGUUUCUUUUGGCCACGUCCCUUCUGCCUCUUUUCCCAGCACUUUUUGUGUUAGUGGGUAGAUGUAAGAGGAGAAAACCUGCAGAGGCAGCCCUCUGGGCGUGGGCGACAGAAGGGAGGCUUGAAGUUGGAAAAGUCCAGGGCUGGCCAGAGGUGCCUGCAGGCUAGUUUCCUGUUUGUGAGGCCACUGGGGCCUGGGAGGAGCUUCCUUGCCCGACCUCUUGAAUGGGAGGCCCCUCCGUACUUUGUCAUUUAACAAAGUUGCUAUCACGAUGUUUGAGGCUUUAUAAUGCCACCUUCCUGCACCCAGUAGGUUUUUUGUUUUGUUUUGUUUUGAUUUUUGGUGUGAGAGCUUAGGCUGUUUACCUCAGACUCACACUUGAAAUUCUGCCAAAUUUCUCAAGUCACUGUGUUUUAUUUGGGGAUGGGAUAUGAAAGAAAAAUGCAUUUUGUUUACAGUUAAAGACAUCUAACAAGUUUUCCCUUAGAAACACACACUUUUCUCUCAUCCCAAAAGACCUCACUCCAUGAUGUCGUGUAAUAUAUUUUUGCACUGUUGUGAAGUAUUUUUUGACAUCCUUUUUUUUUUGUACAUAACUGUGUUCUCAGAGCUGAAUGUUUAUAUAUCUUUUGCUGUGCAAAAGAAACAUGUAAAAUGUUGUUCAGUUGUAUAUACGGAAAUGUGUAUAAAGCAUUUUGUUAUUUUUUGAGUAGCACUGUUCUGCUUUUGCUUGCACAUCAGUGGGGAGAGAAUAAAGAGGAAAAGCUAUUGGAA